This is a messenger RNA of Nanorana parkeri, 1633 nucleotides long. RefSeq names its product chromobox 5 (gene CBX5). The transcript is spliced from 6 exons. Bases 96 to 695 code for a protein of 199 amino acids. The record is from RefSeq and is a predicted model, not a curated record. Gene Ontology annotation, biological process: negative regulation of transcription by RNA polymerase II; chromatin organization. Gene Ontology annotation, molecular function: chromatin binding. NCBI's taxonomy places the organism in Eukaryota, Metazoa, Chordata, Amphibia, Anura, Dicroglossidae. Gene Ontology annotation, cellular component: pericentric heterochromatin; nucleus.
CGGGGUUUGGUGUGCGCGCAGAGUGCACCCCGACAGUGUCGCUCAGCUGUGUCUAGCCGGCGUUGUCGCCUGUCUCGCGCGGGAAGAAGUAGAUCAUGGACAUCACAGAGGCACCCACAGGGGCGAGGCCAAAUAGGGGCAAUGCGAUGGGAAAAAAGAGCAAGAAGGUAUCGGAUGAAUCCUCUUCAGAGGAAGAAGAAUAUGUGGUAGAGAAAGUCCUUGAUCGCAGAAUGGUGAAAGGGCAAGCGGAAUAUCUACUUAAAUGGAAAGGCUUUUCUGAAGAACACAAUACAUGGGAGCCAGAGGGGAAUCUAGACUGUCCUGAGUUGAUUUCCGAGUUUAUGAAAAAGUACAAGAAGCCCAAAGAGGGAGAGCCCAAACCCAAGACAGAGAGCACCAAAAGAAAAGCUGGGAAUGAAGACAUUAAGGCCAAAAAGAGGAGAGAGAGCAAUGAUAUUGCCCGGGGUUUUGAAAGGGGUCUUGAACCUGAGAAGAUCAUUGGUGCUACAGAUUCUUGUGGAGAGCUUAUGUUCCUCAUGAAAUGGAAAGAUUCUGAUGAAGCGGAUCUGGUGCUAGCAAAAGAAGCCAAUGUGAAAUGUCCCCAAAUAGUUAUUGCAUUUUAUGAGGAAAGAUUGACGUGGCACUCCUAUCCCGAGGAUACAGAAAGCAAAGAAAAGGAAGCUGUGAAAAGCUAAAGUCUUUUUAUAUCUGUAAUAUUCCUUCCCCCAUUAACACACACAUACCAUCACCCUACACAUUUUCUCUGUCUUGAGCCAAGCAUUGCCAAGAUGGGGAGGGUUUUUUUUUUUCCCCUUCUCCUCCAUAUAACCCUUUUGCCCUUAAUCACUCCAGUGGUGGCAUUUGCACAAAACCUGACUUGCCAUGAAUACCAAGAGAUUAACAGCCAUGGCAUGUUCACCACUCUGGGAAGGAUGCAUUGUAGACAUUGUGUGCUGCUACACUUUCUCCAGUUUUUAAAUGAACAUGCGAAACAUCGACAAGGGUGGGUAAGGAGUUCAUCGUGAAUGGUUACAUGUGUUCAGUAUUUGGUCAGUUCCUUCAGGAUCAGAUGUGAAAGAUUCUCCCUCUGUUACCACUGAUCAGUCGUGUACUGUGAAGGGAACCUUGCUGCUUGCUCGCAUUCUUGGAUGCUUGUUCUCUAAGGGAGAAGACUGUUUUUAUUAAAUGUUUGAAUUAUUUUUAAAUAUCUGUGUACUAUCAUGUAGGGUCCCUGCAUUUACGUAUUUUAUAACCGAAGAUGAUUGCUUAAUACAGUGGCAAAUAACUGUGCCCCUCAGCGGGAAACUUUUGUAUAUACAUAUCCAUAGUGUCAGCGACAAGCACUUUGAGAAAAAUGCAGCGUGUCUGCAGGUCCUGCCUGCACCACAAAGAAGACCUCGAAAUGUGGAGUGACUAUGUGGCUUUUUGUAGGUGUGCUUCAUUCAGUGUGCCAUAUAUUGUGAUUGGAUAUCAUGCCUUUAACAGUCUUGUGUUUGGGGAAAAAACAAUGCCACAGAGUAUUGACUUCCAUGUGGGUGUAAUGAUAUUUAUUAGGCUUUUUUAUGGAUAUAAUUCCAUCUAUCAUAACCUGCAACACUUUUGUGUUUUUUAAUACAAUUUUAAAGUAUUGAUG